Messenger RNA from Vigna angularis (adzuki bean), 1069 nucleotides. RefSeq lists its product as uncharacterized. Bases 9 to 767 code for a protein of 252 amino acids. The transcript has 2 exons. The record is from RefSeq and is a predicted model, not a curated record. NCBI's taxonomy places the organism in Eukaryota, Viridiplantae, Streptophyta, Magnoliopsida, Fabales, Fabaceae.
CUUUGGUCAUGCAGCCUCACAGUCCCUACCAAAUGGCCAACACCUAUCACACUUCUUCCUCAUCCACUCUAAGCCCUAAUCACACUCCUCACCAAUUUCAUCAUCUUCAACACUGCGACUAUCCUCAAACUCACCACAACCAACAUUCUCACCAAUUCUUCCAACAACAACCCCAGCAUCUGGGAGCGCUCGAUUCUUCUCUCGACCCCCAAGAACAAUCCACAACCACAGCAUCGUUUUGGAAAGCUUUCAACACUGUGCUCUCUGAUGCAAAGGGGAAGCACCAAGAGGUGAAUGAGAACAUCGGGGAUCUUGAAGAUGUGUACAAAAAGGGUCGUAACGAAGACGCAUCACGUGCAGUGAUGAAUGAGUGGGAAAUGUUAGCGACGGAAACAGUUGAGACGGAGGGCGGAGGCGCGAGGAGGAGUGGGAAAAGGAGGAGAAAGAAGAGAGAAGAAGAAAAAAUGGUUUCGUUUUUUAAGAGGUUGGUGAAGCGUGUGGUUAAGCAGCAGGAGGUUCUGCAGAACAAAUUGGUGGCGACGAUUGAGCGAAUGGAGAAAGAAAGAGCGGAAUGGGAAGAAGGUUGGAGGCGUCGAGAAGCGGAAAUUCACGAUAGAGAAGCGCUUAUGAAAGCACGAGAACGAGAUCUGGCUUCUAAGAGAGACUCUUCCAUUGUCUCCAGCUUAGAGAAAAUAACCGGUCAAAGGUUCGUUCUUGUUUCUGGGAAAGGUCAUCACGACCAAUUAUCUACCAUACAUGAAAAUUGACAUCUACCGUAUUUGUUUGCUUUUGAUUUUUCAUUUCUUUUUUGUGAUUUGUGGAAGUUAAUAAAUACAAAUUUGAGGUUAAUCUUUUGAAACGUGCUAAUCAAGGAUAAAAAUGGCUUUAGUGAAAGAACACUGUUUUGAGGUUGUCUUGUAGAUGUUGAGAGAAUCCUGCAACAAAGUUGGGUAUUGCUGUUUGGAUUCUCUGGUAUGUUAUGUUCACAGAUCUUGUAAGUACUUCAGGAUAGUAGCACUUUUUCAGUGACGACCAUUAUUUUUGUUUUUACUCCCACCAAAUUUCUAGA